Molecule: messenger RNA, 1785 nt
Organism: Macadamia integrifolia
Lineage: Eukaryota; Viridiplantae; Streptophyta; Magnoliopsida; Proteales; Proteaceae
Product: glucan endo-1,3-beta-glucosidase 7-like
Exons: 5
Coding region: 86-1477 (463 amino acids)
Biological process (GO): carbohydrate metabolic process
Cellular component (GO): plasma membrane
Molecular function (GO): hydrolase activity, hydrolyzing O-glycosyl compounds
Source: RefSeq, a predicted model, not a curated record
UUAUCUGCUUUGCUCUCUCUUCUGUCUUUGCUACUUCUUGAAUUCUCUGAAUCUCAAGUUCAGCAGAGCCAUCUGUUCUUCCGCCAUGGUGAUUCUUCGUUGGACCUCAACCUUCUUCGUCAUCGUCGCCGCUUUCUUGCAGCUUAUUCACUUCGCAUACUCGGAGUCAUUUAUCGGCGUAAAUUAUGGUCAAGUCGCCGACAAUCUGCCUCCGCCGUCGGAGACGGCGAAGCUGCUACAGUCGACCUCGAUCGGCAAGGUCAGAAUGUACGGUGCCGAUCCGGCGAUCAUAAAAGCCUUAGCAAACACCGGCAUCGGGAUCAUGGUCGGCACAUCGAACGGUGACAUCCCAUCUUUGGCCUCUGAUCCCAACGCGGCGCAGCAGUGGAUCAAUUCUAAUGUCCUCCCCUUCCAUCCUGCCAGUAACAUCAUCCUGAUCACCGUCGGUAACGAGGUUAUCACCUCCAGCGACGGGAACCUUAUGUCGCAGCUCCUACCGGCGAUGCAGAAUCUCCAAAAUGCCCUCAACUCUGCAUCUCUGGGCGGCAAGAUCAAAGUCUCUACCGUCCAUUCCAUGGCCGUUCUCAGGCAAUCGGAGCCACCGUCUUCUGGAAUGUUCCAUCCUCAGUACAUCCCCACCAUGAAAGGGAUGCUUGGGUUUCUCAGUUCCACGGGUUCCCCUUUCGCCAUUAAUCCCUACCCUUUCUUUGCGUAUCAGGGCGAUCCCAGGCCUGAAACUCUGGCCUUCUGUCUUUUCCAGCCCAACUCAGGGCGAUUCGACUCGCGGACCAACAUUAAUUAUAUGAAUAUGUUUGAUGCGCAGCUUGAUGCCAUCCGAUCUGCUUUGAACUCCAUUGGCUUCAAGGGCGUGGAGAUCGUGGUGGCUGAGACAGGGUGGCCAUACAAAGGGGACAGCAAUGAAGUGGGUCCUAGCGUGGAGAAUGCUGAGGCUUAUAACGGGAAUCUGAUUGCUCACCUCAGAUCAAUGGCUGGGACACCUCUGAUGCCAAAUAAGUCAGUUGAUACUUAUAUCUUUGCUCUGUAUGACGAGGACUUGAAACCUGGGGCGGCUUCAGAGCGGUCCUUUGGGCUUUUCAAGCCUGAUCUGACCAUGACUUAUGAUAUUGGUCUGUCCAAGAGUAGCCAGACUCCAGCAACACCAACUACUCCUGUGACUCCGGCCCCCAAAUCAAAGGCAACAGGGUGGUGUGUGCCCAAGACUGGUGUUUCUGAUGCUCAGUUGCAGGCUAAUCUUGACUAUGCGUGCAGCCAGCAGGGGAUUGAUUGUGGUCCAAUCCAACCAGGUGGUGCCUGUUACGACCCAAACACCGUAGCCUCACAUGCAGCAUAUGCCAUGAAUCUCCUCUAUCAAAAAGCUGGCCGGAAUCCUUGGAACUGUGAUUUUUCACAAACUGCAACAUUCACAUCUAACAAUCCUAGUUAUAAUGGUUGCACCUAUCCUGAUGGAAGUACUUGAAAAGCAGAGGAGCUUUAUUCGAUUCUUACAGGAUAAACAUGAGUCAUGGGUUGGAGGUAUGGGGGUUCUUAUUCUAAGUAUGAAGUGGUAAGGUAUCCUCUUUUGUAUGGAUGGAGGAGAAAUCUCUCUUAUCUCUCAUCGUUAAUUAUUGUUGUUGUGAAAAUGACGGGCGCAAAAGUCAGUCCAGUGUGUAGUAGGUGGUGCUAAUGAGGGCUUUCUCUUUGUACAUGUACUGUGUGAAUUAUGUGUGAUAUAUAUAUAUAUAUAUAUAUAUGUAAAGAGGGCCUCUGGUUCAACCUUCUCAACUC